AUGAAGAUCGCCGCGCAAAUUCUACGUGAUCCGUUGCUGCGUAAAAUUUGGUUCGAAGAUCUCAAGACCAUGAGCAAUCGAAUCUCGUUGAUGAGAACGACGCUUUACAACCUACUCUUUCAGAACUGGGCAACAGAAAGGUGGGAUCAAAUUGUACAACAGUCAGGAAUGUUCGGAUUCCUUGGCUUGACGCUCGGCGUCGUCCUCCAAUUAAGAGAGCGAUAUCACAUCUACAUGGCGGAUAAUUCCCGUAUUUCUAUUGCUGGACUCAACGAAUCGAACGUUUAUAUGUCGCCCGAGCAAUUACUGAAUGUUUACAAGCUGCGAGCCAAACCGAAAUGUAGCCACUGGCCUUACAUCUAUAAGCAUAAUGCGACAAAAAUGGCCUAA
This is a messenger RNA of Cladophialophora bantiana CBS 173.52, 390 nucleotides long. RefSeq lists its product as uncharacterized. Gene Ontology annotation, molecular function: transaminase activity; pyridoxal phosphate binding. The transcript has 3 exons. NCBI's taxonomy places the organism in Eukaryota, Fungi, Ascomycota, Eurotiomycetes, Chaetothyriales, Herpotrichiellaceae. The record is from RefSeq and is a predicted model, not a curated record. Gene Ontology annotation, biological process: biosynthetic process; amino acid metabolic process. The coding region runs from base 1 to 390 and encodes 129 amino acids.